AUGUCUCGGAACAAGAGCUCUUCAGCCAACCCCCAUGCCCCAGGCAGUAGCCAGAGCAAGGCUCCCACUGCCGCUUCGGCUAAGGUUGGCGCGCCAGGCAAGAACAAUGAUGAGUACUCUAACUCAUCCACUCCACACUCACCUCCUACGGUCAUGUCUGACAAAACCACCACCGCGGCCUCGCCCUCUUCUGCGAUGGCCUCUCUGUCUCUGGACUCUCGGCAAAAAUCAUCAAACAGCCAGAAUAAGUCUCUCGAUCUCGUGCCGGCCGAUGAGGUUUACGAGUCCGAAGAGGAAGUGCCUCAGUUAUCAUUUUUUGAUGAGAAAUAUGCGACUUGCUCUUCCCUUGGUGAGGCAGGCAACGGAGUGCAGGUCCGCGUCAACAGGCUCCUCAUCACACCUCGCGGGAUGUCAGAUGCUACGAGCUAUUUCGUGUACUCAAUCACGCUCCCAAGAAUCAACAACAGGAAGGUGACAAGCCCUAGUGUGAAGAGAAUCAUGAUUGGCAACAUUUUGGCUGCGCUGGCGAACGGGAACAAUAUCAAUCAGAUUUGCACAGAUUGGACAACCUUUUGGUCACCGCGGGACCGUUGCGAUACGUGGUCAAUCCAAACCUCCUUCUACCGGUACGGGGAGAUCGGCAUACCAACAAACGUCUGGCUCAAUUCCAAUUUGCCAACCAGACAGCGGCCAACACACUUCUCAAUGCUGCUGCAAUACUCAAAGAGGUGAGAAUUUUGAACAGGGCGGACCUUGCUGACUACAUCAAUGGGCGCACUGCUGGCAACUUCAAUUAUGGGCACUUCACACAGGCUCUCAACAUCAUGGUUCGGCACUUCGCCGCCCAGAAUACCAUUCGUGUUGGCAAGAACCGAAUCUUCGACACCAACCCCGGUGGGAACCUGCCGUCCGGCUUAAAAUGGCACUAUGGGUUUGCGAACUCUGUUCGACCAGGUACAGGAAACAUAUCGCUUCAGCUGAACUCAUCAACGACGGCAUUCUUUCCUCAGGGGGAUCUCAUUGCUUUCUUGCGUCGCUAUUUUGGCGCAGAUUUCAAUACUCGCCCUACAACCCAGAUCGCUCGUCAGCGAUUGAAUAAUCUCAAGCCAGAAAUGCGCGCCAUGCUCAAUCAAGUCCAAGUCAGAUACAAGUACAAACCACCAGAUCCUGCGAAUCCAAAGGCGCCCUUAUCACCAAUCACCAAUCACCAACGGUGCAUUAGGACGAUUGAAGCGUAUUGGUGGUUUUGGAGAAUCAGCCCGACUGCAGACGUUUAACCAGGGCGGCCGUACGGUCACUGUGCAGCAUCACUUCGACACCAAUGUCCUUCAGCGUCCGCUUCAAUUCCCCGAACUACCCGUUGUGAAUGUCGGUAGCAGACUCCAGCCCACUUGGAUUCCAAUGGAGCUGCCGUGGGUAGAACCAGGUCAGUAUCAUCGCGGCAAGGUCCCGGACGAGGAUAUGCGCGUUCCGCAGGGGCUGCCACAGUUCGCUCGCAUGGCACCACCAUUACGCAAUGUUCGGCACAUUCAAGAACAUGGGGGACAGCUGCUUCAGCUGACGAACUUGGAGCAACACAACAUCCUAAAAGUCGCUCCAACCAUGACUCUGGUCAAUGGCCGCGUGCUUCAGCUGCCUCAUCUCCAGUGCUCUCAAGCUCUCAAUGGAACAGGUACCGAUGUUCAUCGAGCCAAGGGCUAAUGGAACAUGGAGCGCAAGGCUUUCAAAGGCAGCGAGCCGCUGCAGCAUCUGGUUGUACUCGUUGUCGGGCAACAGAACGCAGCGCUUGCUCCGUCUGAUCUGUUGAGGUUUGAGCAAGAGUUGAAGAGACUGCGCAUGAAUUGCCGUCCUGGUACAAGCACUGUGAGAUACGCCAAUACAGCAUCGGACACGCAAUUGGAUGCAGCAUAUGGGCAAAGCACCGCGAAAACCGUCUUGGUCGUCAUGGACGGACAGCCGAACACUUACGCUGCCAUUAAGCGAUGGGGCGACAUUCAUGCAGGCAUCAACAGAAUCUGUUCGCGCAGAGUCAACGUCGCCAAGAUGGGUAAUGACCUUGGAUUUCAAGCAAACCUGGCCUUGAAGUUCAAUGCGAAACUGGGCGGGAAGAACUUCAUUUUGGCCGACACCUUUCUGAAACUGCAUCUUCACGCUGGCGAUAGAAUGACCAUGAUGGUCGGUGCUGACGUCGUUCAUCCGGGAGGCGCCAGCGUGGAGUAUUGUCCCUCGAUCGCUGCUGUGGUUGCGAGCACCAAUGGAGAGUGCUUCAAUUUCCCAGGCUCAGUGCGUCCUCAGGCUGGUCGCAAAGAGGUAAGUCUGUGGGCACGGUCGAUCACCGCACAUACUGACUUUUGGCAGGAUAUCACUGAUAUGUACGACAUGAUGCUCGAGAGACUGACGCACUGGUAUCAUAACAAGGCCAACAAGAAGACGUUGCCGGAUCGCAUUCUGUUCUACCGCGACGGCGUAAGCGAAAAUCAGUUUGCAACUGUGAAGCAAAACGAGCUGGCUGCUAUCGAGCGCGCCAGCAAAGAGGCUGGCCGAGUCUUUGGGAAACCGGACUACAAACCACUCAACACCGCUGUCGUCUGCACCAAGCGCCAUCAAACGCGCUUCUUUCCUGCAACCGACGAUAAGACAGUAUUCGAAAAUCGCAACGGUCACUUUGAUCGCAACGAAAACUUCAAGCCAGGUCUCGUUGUCGACGAUCCCAGAGUCCGUCUUCCGAACCAUUUUGACUUCUUCCUUCAAAGCCAUAUGCCUUUGCAAGGCACUGGACGCCCAUGCCAUUAUUUCGUUCUGGAGAACCAGAUGAACCUCAGCCCCGAUGAUCUUCAGCGCAUUGUAAGUUACUUAGCAUCUCUCUAUUCCAAGACUUCUACUGACGAUCUUCUUAGACCUAUGGCCUCAGCUGGAUAUAUGCGACCUCCCUCACUCCGGUGUCUUUGGUUACUCCUGCGUACUAUGCCGACAAGUUGUGCCAGCGAGCUCGAUGUUGGCUGUUGCAUUACUUUGUUGGCCGUCAUCCAAACCGAGAUCAAGCCGUUAAUUUCGUCGCGGGAACCUCCGGUCUUCAGAACCCAAACAUGACCGAUGAUCAGAAGCGAACCGCUGUUGCUAAUCGUCUGGCUACGGGUGGCAGCCCGGAUUGGCCACGCAACGCUAUCAAUCCUUGCAAUCCCGCCGUGCAAGGAACUAUGUUCUACGUCUAA
This is a messenger RNA of Lecanosticta acicola, 3212 nucleotides long. The record is from the annotation of a GenBank genome assembly. NCBI's taxonomy places the organism in Eukaryota, Fungi, Ascomycota, Dothideomycetes, Mycosphaerellales, Mycosphaerellaceae.